Ciona intestinalis (vase tunicate) is the source of this 2457-nucleotide messenger RNA. The record is from RefSeq and is a predicted model, not a curated record. NCBI's taxonomy places the organism in Eukaryota, Metazoa, Chordata, Ascidiacea, Phlebobranchia, Cionidae.
UUUGUAUCAAAUAUAUUAUAGAAAGUUUCUUUACCAUACUUUGUGCCAACAAAAUCUGUUACAAUUAUAAAUGACUUGGAAAAGAUAAAUCAAAAUACCCAUCGACCAAAUAUGGAGACCAGAAAUUUUCAUCUUUUCUUCUCAAUAUUUUUGUCUGGAUUAUCAUCAAGUCAUGGAGUUGUGGUUGCUUACGAUCGUUUCAACAUAACCGAACAGUUCAGUGAUUACCCUGCAGAGUUUGGGACAAGUGUUGGACCCGAUGGACUUGAUGGCAUACUGAUGGCAGCUGAACCCCUCGAUGCUUGCAAGCCGGUGAAGGAACGUCCUUACCCUGCUUCAACUUUCAUGCCAAACAUUACGUUUAAUGCAUUUGCUCUCGUUAUAAGAGGAGGCUGUGAUUUUGCUCUUAAAGUACUAAAUGCACAAAAAGCACACUACAACAGCGUGAUUGUAUACAAUGAUGUGUCAAACGAUAUUGUGCGCAUGAAUACAAAUCAACCUGAUAUUGCCAAUCAAAUUGUGAUACCAUCAGUAUUUGUUGGCAAUGAUGCUGGCAUCAUUUUGUCUCAAAACUAUCUGUAUAACAAUAAGAAUAUUCCAAUAAUAAAAAUAACCGGCGGAGAAUCUCCUUUUUCUCUCGAAUAUUACAUUAUCCCUUUUGUGACCGUUCUCGCAACCUGCAUAGUUGUACUUCUAUUAUUUAUGUUUGUUCGAUAUCUUCGGGACCGCAGAAGGCAAAGAAGGAACAGAUUGUCGCGAAGACGACUAAAACAAAUACCAACAAAGCAAUUUAAAAAAGGUGAUGAAUACGAUGUUUGCGCAAUUUGUCUCGAUGAUUAUGAAGAAGGAGAUACACUACGAAUAUUACCUUGCCAACAUGCCUACCAUUGCAAGUGCGUUGAUCCCUGGCUUACAAGCAGCAGGAGAGUUUGUCCUCUUUGUAAACGAAGAGUGUUGAGCGAUGAUGAGUCUUCCGAAUCGGAAUCUGAGUAUGAUUCCGAUGAAGAAAGAGCUCCUCUCCUCUCACAAAGUUCUCCUGAUUCCUCUCCCAACUCAUCAAGAAGAGCAACUGGGUUUCGUGCGAACCCUCUAACUUUCACAAACUCAAGUGCUUCCAGUUACAUGGAGGAAACAGACUCUUCAGAUGAGGAUCAUGCCUUGACUCCUCCUGCAUCGUUGUCCACCCUCCAUGGAACGGAUGCAACAUUUGUGAGUCACCCGCACCCGGUGGAUCGAAACGUCUCCUCCCCUGCAGUUGUGAUGCCUACAGAUGUUUCCUCUUCACCAGAAGUUCGAAGUUCACUUGAAGUUUACAGUUGCAUCAGUGGUGAGGAUAGUUUGGCAAGCUCAUUCAGGGACGCUCAUGAUGUUCUGGUAGUGCAACAUGUGACCUAGACCUCUCUUUACUCUUUUGAUCUUGUUAUUGCUACAUGUUCACUUCUUUUUUGGUUGAUUUCCCUCCUAAUUGUUUUGUUUAAGUGUAAUGCUUUUAAUGUACAUAGUUUUAAAUCAAUCCCAGCGCCAGUGAAUCUUGCGACAUGACAUGUGACUUGAAGUGAAUACAUGCUUGGCUUAACCAUGCAUGGAGUGGCUUCACCAUACAUGGAAUGGUUUCACCAUACGUGGUGUGGCUUCAUCAUGUAUGGAAUGCCUUCACCAUGCAUAGAGUGGCUUCACCAUGCAUGAAGUGGCUUCACCAUACUUGAAGUGGCUUCACCAUACUUGAAGUGGCUUCACCAUACUUGAAGUGGCUUCACCAUACUUGAAGUGGCUUCACCAUACGUGGAGUGGCUUUACCAUACUUGGCGUGGCUUUACCAUGCAUGGAGUGGCUUCACCAUUACAUGUGUUUUUAAAUACAAAUUGUCACAUCUAUUGCAACCAUGUUCUAGUUUCCAUUGAUUAUUUUUUCAUUUAAAGUAUAAUUUAUGCGAAAUCUUUCUACAAUGUUUUGUAUAAGUUAUUUUAUUCACUCCUACUAACCACAUCUAAACUAACCCCACUUUAUUUCUUAACUUAUAUUUAAAAUGUCAUUCGAACAAACCAGAAUGUUGUAAUACCUAUAUAGUAGAGUGGGGGAAAACGGUACACCAUUUGGUAGUAAAAAAAUUACAUACAAAGAAUUUUAAAACCGUAUCCUCAUGACUCCCAUAGACCGUUGGUAAUUGUUUAAAACACGAUCAGGAUAUUUGGAUAGUGUCCCGUUUCCCCCCACUCUACUAUAUAUGCUACACUACUCUCUAUUCCGCCCAGGUUACAAAAAUUGUCGUUUAUUCAAUAUUACCAACAUUUUUUUUAUUUUCAUACAAAAUGUGCAACUUGCAUGCAGCGGUUGCGUUUAGUAUGAAACAUCGGGCGAUUUAGUACGAAGGUGGUGCAGGAUGGUCAACUAACUUUGUAUUUUGCGAACGUUUCUUUUAUUCGCCAUUACACCAAUUAAACAUAUCACAUUCGAAAA